Procambarus clarkii (red swamp crayfish) is the source of this 1708-nucleotide messenger RNA. NCBI's taxonomy places the organism in Eukaryota, Metazoa, Arthropoda, Malacostraca, Decapoda, Cambaridae. The record is from RefSeq and is a predicted model, not a curated record.
CCGGCCUUGACGCCUCAGUAGUGAGCCAGACACCGCCCUGGUCAGUGCCCCAGGAUCUGUCCCUCGCGCGCAUGCCCACCACCACUACCUCUCGCUGCCCCUAGUGCCACCCACCGCCUCACACGUGCCCUCCCGUACCCAAAGCACCGCCUCGUACGUGCCCUGUCGUAUCCAAGCACCGCCCCUUACGUGCCCAGGUACCGCCUACCUGUCAUUUCUCAGCGUACCAUCUGUGAGGAAGAUGUGGGGCGUACUGCAGGUGGUGGCAGCCUGGUGCCUACUGGGUGUAGCGGCCGAGCCGGACACCAGUGUCGGGCUACACUGGUGUAGCACCAUGUGUAUGUGUCCCGCCAAGACUCAGGACCAGCUCCGCUGCUUCGAACGAGCGAAAAUGUUCGAAUUCCUGGGCUACGCCGAUAAAAUGGCGCGAAGCUUGCUCCGGAGCGGGUGGAAGAUGGAGGAGAAGGUGUACUGGUGCAGCGACCUGUGUCUCUGCCACACUAAUAAUGACAACCAGUUCCAGUGUGUACUGGAGGACAACGUCAACCAUUUCAUCAACGACAACUUCGGCUACCGGUACUUCUACGACUGGCGGGUGGAGGUGGAGGAGCGCGCCGUGGAGGACGACAUGGAACAACAGGCCAAGGAGGCCGAGAAGAACAAGAACAAGAAGAAGAAGAACAAACCCAAGAAGAACGUGAAGGCCCGAGAAGAGAGUGUCACUCCCCGCGAGGAGAAGGUACAAGUUAUAACUCCAGCACAGCCUCAGGUGGAGUCGCUGCCCACCACAGAGCGGGUGAUGGUCAUGUGGCCAACCACAACAACCACAUUAACCCCUACCACAACCACCAUACCAACCACAACCACCACAACAACCACAACCAAAGAGGAAGUGAUGGAGGAAGAGGCAGAAUUACUCCCAAAACAAGAGGCCGUGGCGGCCAGUCCGGCAGUGACGGCCAUGCAGCCGCCCACCCGCCGCCAGCCCUUCCCGCCCACGGCGCCCGCCCCGCACGCCUCCACCCGCGAAGUGCACACCCUCCCGCCCAAGACCUCCGCCGUACUCGAAGUCCCCGUCGAGCGGAAGACCGUGGCCUCGGAGGUGUCGCAGGAUCUCGACGAACUGGGGACCACCGUUCACCAGAUCAAGGAUGAUGUGGUCCUCAAUCAGCGCAUUCUCCUCGUCACUGUCGCAAUUGCUGGCAUCGCAAUGUUGGGAGUGGUGAUCCUGGCGGUGACGGACUGUCACCGGCGCCGACAACUGGCCCCAGACACCAAGAAGAGAGAGGCCUCCGCCACGGAAGACAAUCACGCCACCAAAGUCAACCUGGAGCAGGCCUGGUGACUAGGUGUGACCUCUUCACCGACCCAGUGGGAGACCAGAGACUCCUCCGGGGCGGUCAUCUCCAGCCAGUGGGAGAUGGAGACUGAGGAGGACGAGCAGCCUCCACUUGUACCGCCCCACGGACGAAGCUUCGACUCCAGCUGGGAGGAGUCGACGGCCUUCCGGGAGAUGUCUAUCGCUCAGGGCAGGUUCAGAGUCUCCAGAGUGUAGAUAUGUAUUAUCCAUAGUUGAUUAGUCCACUCCCCCGGGGGCUGAAUGUCUUCAUCUGAGCGGAGCACCAGAUUCACGAAGCAGUUAAGCAAGCACUUACGAACUUGUACAUGUUGACCAGACCACACACUAGAAGGUGAAGGGACGACGACG